CCCGCGGCUUCCCGGGCCCGCAGCGCUCCGCUCGGUGCUUGCUGCAUGGGAGGGAUGGGUGGGGAGGAGCUGGGGCGAGGAAGAGCCUCUGCACCCCAUUGCCUCCCUCCCGCAUCCCCUCCUCACCCCCUUUGCAUCCCCACAUCCCUUCUGCACCCCUUUUGCUUCCUCUCCUCAGCCCCUCUGCGCCGGAUUGCAACCCCCGUGCUUUUCCCUACUGCAGCUGCAAGGGGACUUGCUUGCAAGAGCUGUCUGCUUGCAGAGUGCGUGCUUGAAAUAACCUCCUCCUCUUCUCCUUCUCCUCAAAAAAAGGACGCCCCGAGCCCCUCUCUGCCAUGAUUUUGCUGAGCAGCAUCUUGCACCUGCGGCCCCGGCACUGCGGUCCCUUGGCAGGGCUGGGCAGGGGAUCCGGCCCCACAGCGGGGUCCCGCAGGGCGCUGCGCGUGCUGGUGGACAUGGAUGGGGUCCUGGCCGACUUCGAAGGAGGAUUCCUCAAGAAGUUCAGGGCCAGGUAUCCCGACAAGCCCUACAUUGCCCUGGAGGACCGGAGGGGCUUCUGGGUGUCGGAGCAAUACGGGCGCCUGGCAGCUGAGCUGAGCGAGAAAGCUAUCAGCAUCUGGGAAUCCAAGAACUUCUUCAUUGAGCUGGACCCGCUCCCUGGCGCUGUGGAAGCUGUGAAGCAAAUGUCAAAUUUGGCAGACACUGACGUGUUCAUCUGCACAAGCCCUAUCAAGAAGUACCGUUAUUGCCCUUAUGAGAAGUAUGCCUGGGUGGAGAAGCACUUUGGCCCCGAGUUUCUGGAGCAGAUCGUUCUGACACGGGAUAAGACAGUGGUUUCUGCUGACCUGCUCAUUGAUGACAGACCUGAUAUAACUGGGGCCGAGGUGAACCCCAGCUGGGAGCACGUACUCUUCACUGCCUGCCACAACAAGCAUCUGCAGCUGGAGCCGCCCAGGCGCCGGUUGCAGUCCUGGUCUGAUGACUGGAGAGCCAUUCUGGACAGCAAACGGCUGCCACUGGGCCACGUGGCCUAAACCCUUGCCUCUAUCCUGGCCUCCAUCCCAGCUGCCUGCUCAUCUCCUCAUGGAGGCAGACACCAUGGGCAGGUAGACAGACAGAUGGUCAGACACGUAUGGGGUGGGAAAGGAAGGGGAGCUUGGAGUAGACUUCAGCCUAGCUGCCCUCUGUGCCAUGUUGGACCCUCAGUGUCAUCUUCCCCCUCUGGCACAGUGCAGCCAUCCCUCUGUCCCUCCGUGGUGGAGUCAUGCCAUGAUGGAUUUGUCCUCCUGCUGCCAUGAAUGAUCUGCAUCCAUCCCAUCACUGAGGAGCUGCUGCAGCUGCGAGAAACUCUGGUGCUGAUUCAGGAAAGAAGGAGCAGACAUUUCAUUAGCCAGGAGCUGUAAGAAACUCAGCGAGCCUUCGCUGGUGGUGAUCCAUGGAUUUCAAAGCCAGGGGCUGUGCAUGUGAUGGCUACAUGGUCCGUGCCCCAUCACUCUCCUCAUCAUCAUGUCCAGAAUGAGCCUGACAGGAGAGCUCUGGGUGUGCAUCCAUCCAGAAAUGGAUCAGCCCUGGGUGGUACCAACUGCUGGGCUUGGGCAGUGGGACAGUCAAUGCACCAAGCAUCCUAAAGCCAUUGGUGCAGAGCUGCAUGGGAAAACAUAAAACAUGAGGUGGUGGAGAAAGUAUAGCAUCGCAGAGAAGGUGGCAGAGCACCAUGGGGCUGGGCAGGGAGCAGGGUGAGGCCAUCAUGCUGCUGCCUGCUUGGGAUGUGGCACCUCCCAGCUCCCUGAGCCUGUCCCUUCCCUCAAACAACAGCAACCUUGCACAUGGCUGCUGCUGCUUCUCCUGGCUCUGUGGGAAGAGAUGUCAUGAUGCAGAUCUCUCUGGUUGUGCAGCUGUCACUGCAUGCUGCAGGGUCUGCCCACACCAUUUGAGAUCCCACCACUGUUCCCUCUGUCCUGCCCAAGGACUUGCUGACCACAGGGGUGAAGUUCUCCGCUGAGAUGUGUGGCCAUGGUUGGUCAUCCUGUGUGCUGCUUGCCUUGCACCUUUAUCUUUCCUCUCCUCUCUCAUCCCCAUCAGCACAAAGCAAUCUGAGCCCAGAGCCACAUAGCCAACAAACAACAAAUUUCAGCAGCAGCAGUCUGUCCCACCGUGUGUGGGACCUGGAGGGGCUCUUGAAGUCGAUGCUUCAAAUCUGUGCCUUCCCAAGCUGCUGUAGGACCAGGAGUGAAACCCGAAUUGCCUCAGGUCUUUCCAAAAGCAGCCCUGUCUGUUGGGAUGGGGCCAUUGUGUCAAGUCUGCAUGGUUUGUGAGUGAUAUCCACAAUGAUUUUAUUUGAGUUUUUCCCGUUCAAACCACUGUGUGCUUCAGGCAUGGUUUGGGCUGUGCCGCCACCUGAGGUGCAGCUCUGCUAAGCAUCAUGCACUGCAUUGUAUAGGCUGUGAGUUGAUUUUUUGCCCACUGAUAACCAUGAGCUGCCCAAGCUCUCUGGAGUGCUCUCCCAGCCCAUCCUUGAGCUGAAAUAAGCUGGCACAUUACUGUGGUUGCCCAAAUCCAACCAUUAGACAGAUCCCAGGGACAUAGCUUUCCGGACCCAGCAUCCCCUUGGUGGGAUGUGUGAUGCUGGAGAGGCCACAGGGGUUCACAGCAAAUGAAGACAGAGCUGGAGUGUCUCCUGUGUCAGGCUCCAUCUGCACACACAGAAAUCCCAUGUGGAUUGCUGUCCUACUGCAUCCACCUUGUUCAGGGCUGUGAUGCAGUUCUCCAUCACAGUGUGCUCCUUUCAGUGCUCAGAUGGGCUAUGCAGAGCUUUUAUUUUCAAACACCCAUCUAUAAAACAGAGGCUGCUGAGGAGCACUGCAAUAGACAUCAAGUUUUGCUGGCAUCUGGCUUCCCAAAAAGCAGAGUUUGGGUUUUGCAGUUUCCCACCUGUGGUUCUGCCUUUGGCAUAGGGAUGGGAGCAUUCUCCAGGUAGCACGUGCCUCAUCCUGGGCUCCCCUCCAGGCACAGAGGAAGCAAACAUUGGUGCUGGGAAUUGUUUUUUUCCCUAUAUUUUCACUGCCCCGUGCAGCUUUAAGGACAGUUUGAUUUUUCUCUUCCAGUUCAGACCACUGCGUUAGAUGGUUGGAAGCACUCACAGAUUACGUUUGUGGUUCACUGGUGAGUCCAAUCCUGCCACAGCUUGAAUCCUGCCUAGAUGCAAUGGCAAGGAAAAAUGUGGUACAGCUCAUACCUGAGAUGUGCAUUUCUGAGCCCAAGGGGUAGCACAGGUCGGACCCUCUCCCCCCGAUACUGGGGGAAGAAUGGAGCAUUUGCACCAGGACUGGGAUGUGCAUUCCCUGUGUGUCCCUGGCACUCGCAGGGUUAACCAAAGAGCUUAGAUUUGGGGCUUUUCCUCUCUGUUGAGCAUGAAAGUGGCUACGAAGAGAUGCAUGUUCCCAUUGCCGCACUGCGAAGGAGACGCACAAUAAACCUCUCUGUGCCACA
This is a messenger RNA of Centrocercus urophasianus (Greater sage-grouse), 3489 nucleotides long. It is a transcript of the gene NT5M, whose product is annotated as 5',3'-nucleotidase, mitochondrial. The coding region runs from base 336 to 1034 and encodes 232 amino acids. The record is from RefSeq and is a predicted model, not a curated record. Gene Ontology annotation, biological process: pyrimidine deoxyribonucleotide catabolic process. NCBI's taxonomy places the organism in Eukaryota, Metazoa, Chordata, Aves, Galliformes, Phasianidae. The transcript has 5 exons. Gene Ontology annotation, molecular function: 5'-nucleotidase activity.